ACUGGGCACACUUAGGAGUCAGAACUCUAGGGAUUCAGAGCUGAGACGCUGGUGUCUGCAUUCCGAUCGCAGGACUGUUGUUUAUGUGUGUAAACCUGAGCAAGUCCCUCAACCUUCCCGGAGCUUAUUUUCUUCAUCAACGAAAUGGGUUUCCAACAACCCCAGGGUUAAGUGCCUGGAAAGCUUCCCCAGAACAGUGCCCGCAUAGAAAAAUACUCGGGAGAGGAGGCAGUGACCACGCUGCUCCCACCUCGUGGGGUCCUUCGGGGUCCCGACGUCCGUCAAUCUUUUCCAAGGGAUCUGGUCCUAGUCCACUAAGGGCGCGCCCCGCUUUGAUAUAUUUAUUUGCUUGCUUGGGCGGAGCUUGGAGCGCAACAAGGAGGAGGAGGCGGCGGCGGAGGCGGAGAGCGCAGAGAAAGGGAAGCCACCCGGGGGCAGCGAGCUAGCCAGGCGGGGCGGGGGAGGAGUCAAGCCGGGUUCCAGGGGCCGGGCGCUGCGCGCAUCGAGAGCCUGGGGCGGCGGAGACAGGGGCGGGGGCGACGCUCGCCGGCCAAUGGCGCGCGGCGCUACCGCAAGGGCGGUGCAGGAACCCCGGCCGCUGACAGUCAAAGUCGCCAACUCCGCCCUAGUACCCGCGGGAUCCCGGAGCCCGAGCCCGAGCGGGGCCGAGGCCGCCCAAGGCGCGCUGCGAGCGAGUGAAUAUGGCAGCAGAAUGAGGAGCCUGGCGCCGGGUGGUGGCCGCUGCUGCGGUGCUGCAGCUCGCGAUCGGCGCCUGGCACACCACGAGCCGCAUUCUUAGUCGGCCUCCGGGUUAUUUCAUUCGGCACCAAGGACCGCGGAAAAAGGAGAUCCGCAGCCCAGAGAGGGUGGUGAAGCGGGAGCGCGAGCCGGGAGAGAGAUUCUGCGGGGAUGAGCCGGCCAUGGGGCGGCCUCGGCGGGGCGCACGGAGCCGACCGGCGCUACAGCGGGACCGCUGCCUGAGCCCGGGCUCCACGGGACUUCGGGGCCUCGUGCGUCCUGGCGGAGUCCCCGCCGCUGUCUCCAGGAAGGACACGCUACUCGCGUGGCGGGCACUGCAGCGGUCACGGCGCUGAGGCUCCCGGAGCCUACAGGGUCUGUGGUUCGGUGCGCUGUCACGCCGCCGCACGCGGGCGCCUUGCCCGGGGCUCGGCGGCUGGCGCUGCGCAGCGAGAUCGGCUGCGGGAGCCGGGGACUGCGGGACUGGCAGGAGAGGCGUGCGCGCGGGUGUUCGACUGGAGAUCCCGGUAGAAGCAGAGCCGGGCGGACCUGAGCAGCCAUGCUUCCCGGGGUGGGCGUGUUCGGCACCAGCCUCACGGCCCGUGUCAUCAUCCCGCUGCUGAAAGAUGAGGGCUUCGCGGUGAAGGCGCUGUGGGGCCGCACGCAGGAAGAAGCCGAGGAGCUGGCCAAGGAGAUGAGUGUUCCUUUCUACACUAGCCGCAUCGACGAGGUGCUGCUGCACCAGGAUGUAGACUUGGUGUGCAUCAACCUGCCGCCGCCGCUCACCAGGCAGAUCGCUGUCAAAACGCUGGGCAUAGGCAAGAAUGUCAUCUGUGACCGUACUGCCACGCCACUGGACGCCUUCCGCAUGAUGUCAGCCGCCCACUACUACCCCAAGCUCAUGAGCAUCAUGGGCAACGUGCUGCGCUUCCUGCCAGCCUUCGUGCGCAUGAAGGAGCUGAUCGAGGAGGGCUAUGUGGGCGAGCUGCUGGUGUGCGAGGUGCAGGUGCACAGCGGCAGUCUGCUGGGCAAGAAGUACAACUGGAGCUGCGACGACCUGAUGGGCGGUGGCGGCCUGCACUCCGUGGGCACCUACAUCAUCGACCUACUCACCUUUCUCACAGGCCAGAAGGCCGUCAAGGUCCACGGGCUGCUCAAGACCUUUGUAAAGCAGACGGACCACAUCAAGGGUAUCCGUCAGAUCACCAGCGAUGACUUCUGCACCUUCCAGAUGGUGCUGGAGGGUGGAGUGUGCUGCACCGUGACCCUGAACUUCAACGUUCCUGGAGAGUUCAAGCAGGACGUGACUGUGGUGGGCUCUGCCGGGAGGCUUCUGGCAGUAGGCACUGACCUCUAUGGACAGCGCAAUAGCGCCCCGGAGCAGGAGCUGCUGCUGCAGGACACUACAUCCGUGAGCAAUUCCCUGCUGCCUGAGAAGGCGUUCAGCGACAUCCCCUCGCCCUACCUGCGGGGCACCAUGAAGAUGAUGCAGGCAGUGCGCCAGGCCUUCCAGGAUCAGGAUGACCGGCGCACGUGGGACGGUCGGCCUCUUACCAUGGCUGCCACCUUCGACGACUGCCUGUAUGCUCUCUGCGUGGUAGACACCAUCAAGAGGUCCAGCCAGACUGGAGAGUGGCAGAACAUUGCCAUCAUGACAGAGGAGCCGGAGCUGAGCCCCGCCUACCUGAUCAGUGAGGCUAUGCGCAGAAGCAGGAUGUCCCUCUACUGUUAGCAGUGGGACCUGGUGGACUCGACCUGCUGCGUGGGGCCAGUUAGGGGGAAAUGCUCUGUGGAGAGGGUAGACAUAGGUGGGGAUUGUGGGAAGGGCAGCGUGAAUGCACAGCGUAAGAGGGUGGUCCCGGUCCUCGGUAGAGGGCCCCCCAAAUCCAAGGUGGUGGUGGGCCGACUUCAUAUUCAGGAGGGCGUGCCCUCCUAGUUGGGUAUGUGAUGAAAGGAAGGAGGUUUACCUAGCACCUUUGUACUCCAUUACUGUGAGAAGCAAGGAGGGGCUGCCCCCUGCCCUACCUCAUCCAUCCACAUAUCUUGGCCGUCUUUGCAAGCCAAGGCUGUGUAUCUGAUGACAAGCUCAGUGGGAGCUAGGCUCUCUGUCAGCGCCCUCCACUGGCAGGAGAGGGCACUUCAUCAAGUGUCUACAAAGGAUUUUUUGGUGUUUUUGUUUUUUGGUGGUUUUUUUUGUUUUUUUUUUUUGUUUUUUUGGUUUUUUUGUUUUUUUUUUUUUUUUUUUUGGUGUAGGGAGGUAGAGGAGGUGAGUGGGGCUGGUAAAAAAAAAAGUUGUAAUUCCAGGAAGCCACUGUGUGUUUUACUUUAAGGAUCUGAAGGAAAAGUACUUGGUAGCAAAGUGCACAGCUUCCUUGAUUGCUUUGUGUCCUAGGAAGCGUCAGGGCCUAUCUGACUGGCUCACUGAUGUUCACCUGGUAUGGUGGGCUUCUGCAAUGGAGAGCGAAUGAGGUGGUAAGCUGUACCUCUGAGGUGACCAAGACAACAGACAGGCUGCAGGAGCCACUUCAGAGCCCUCCUUCCGUAGGGGGUGGGACUAGUGUGAGUGGCAAUCCAGGGGUCCUGCCAUGCUCUCUAGGCAACGCUAAGAAUGCCACACAUAGCAUGGGCUUGCCUGUCGCUGCCUGUCUGGGUCAGGACAGCUGCAUUCCUGGGUGUUGCAGUAUGAGCUCCCCAAAAAAGGGAACAUGAGCCCAGCCCCAGAGUUGCUGUAAGCCCAACUGCCAAGCUGAAGAAAGACACGGAGGAGGAAAGACAUUAGACAUUUGUGGGUUUAAACAGGAAGCCAUUCCCUUCACUUCCACAGAACACUUUUCCCUUCAGAAGAGCCAGGGCUCUUUCCCUUCCUUACCUUUGGCCUUGGCUUUUAGGAUUCUGACGGCUGGAAACUUUUGAAUAGGUAUUAAGACAAAAAGCCAACAGAGAACAUAUUUUCAGUGUUUCUAAAAUGGGGCUUUAGAUCCCCAAGAGGGGUCUACGUAGGUGGAGAAGGUUCACGUUGAGAAAAAAAAAAUCUUUCACUUCCUCUCCUUGUCUUUUUACCCUCCGUGUGAAACUAGAGAUGGACCAGUACUGGCUUAGAUGUCGGCAGAGACAAAGCCUGUUGUCACAUGGACACAUAUUUGCAAAUGUUUGCUAUCCUCAAAUAUGACUAAAACAGUCUUUAAAACUCGAGUCUGGUCUUAAAGAAAGGUCAAGACUGAAAACAGGGAGUUCUCUUUUUCUUGGUUGGCUUUGCUAACCUUCACCGGGCAUGGGGUAGUUUUGAGCCUGGGUAUAGACUAGUCCCUGUAAGUAGUCUGCUUAGAAUCCAGGCAGUGCUCCUCCCUGGGACCCUGGUAAUUCACAGGCACAGUCAUACUGGAGCCCACACACCAGUGGAAUGAUGGUCCUUUUCUAGCACGAAGGAGCGGAUGCUGCCUUGCUCGGAGCCCCUGUUCAACAUGGUAAAGGUAGCUGAUUGGUUGCCACCCCUUAUGGCCAGUGUUUCAGGUUUACACUCUCAGACCAAAACUGAUAAUCUGUGCACAGGGCCACAUCAUAGACUUUUUGGCUUUUUUGGUUCCUGCUCUCAUAAAUUGCUCUUUAGGAAAGCAAUUUUUCCUCUAGCUACCCUGAAAAUCUGUGAUUAAGGAUGAAAUCAGGGACAUAGUAGACAACUCCAAGUCAUUUACCUGAGUAGAUAUUCUUGUGAUUUCAAUUUUUCAAUUUUUUGUUUCUCUACUUCCCUCAUAUUUGAGGUUUUCCCUCUAGAGGCCUCUGGUCUCUGUGAUAAACAUGCCGGGUCUAAAACCAAAACUUUCAUUUGAGGUUAGGGGCUGUAGAAAGAAUAUGUGUUCUUCGGAAGAAGCAUGAGUAAGUAGUGAGUGUACUGAAGUUGUAGCGACUGGAAUGCAUGUGGUAGAGGUAGAAACAGGAGGGGGAGGCAGUUCUUCAAAUGUAAAAAUGACAACAGAUGGUCUGGGGCCUUCUGUAGGGCUCCUUCGGCCCUUGGCAUCUCACAUGCAGAUUUCUGAUCAGCUACAGCAAUAUGAGACCGGAAUCCAAGCUUUCGACAACACUCUGCAAAUUGACUUUGAUCUAAGUUCUGGCAAUAACCCAGCCACUUUCUAUUUUUUUUUUUUUACUUGGUUUAAAGGCCUGGUGGAACAGAGGCUGUUUGGGGCCUUUUCAUUCAUUUUCCCCUGGCCUUGUUCCCAUCAUUUUAUAUAUACAUUAUUUUAUAUAUGGCCUCUACAAAAGUCCAGAUUCCCAGAGAUUUUUAAAUAGGUAUACACAAGUGUUUGGGAAUGGCCCAGGUUCUGCAAAGCUUGGAGUCUAGAACUCCUCUGUGGUCACUGUCAGUUCCCUAAGACUUCUCCCCUCCAUGGUAAAAAAUAUACACAAGUGUUUGGGAAUGGUCCAGGUUCUGCAAAACUUGGAGUCUAGAACUCCUCUGUGGUCACUGUCAGUUCCUCUAAGACUUCUCCCCUCCAUGGUAAAAAUUGCAUCAUGGGGUUCCUUCAAAGCAUCUUAGAAUCCUUGGUAGCACGUCCCAUAGUGUCAGGUCCUGUCAGCACUCAAGGUAGCGUCACCUGGCUUACCCACUGAACACAGAGUGUUGUAGAUGCAUCAUCUUAUUAUCUAUAAAAUUAGUAUUGGGUUCUGUCUCAUUCCCUCUGUGUACAUAUGAAGAUGUAACACGCCCAAAGCCACACAGUGAGUGAGCAAGCCACAAUUUGUACUUUCGCUGUUCUUGCCAGGAAAAGCAUUCCUCAUGAAGCCCUGUAGGGGGCGUGCUCCCACCCCAAGGAGCCACUGUAAGAAGAGAGGACUGAAAGCCACAGCACUCUCCUUGUUGAAUAAGAUGCAAAAUUUGAUGUCCUGCCAACAGGUUGGCAAUUGCAGCUGCCUACAGAAGCAGCGGGGUUUUCUUCCCCUUCCCAAAUGGAAAUGUCACUCGACUUCUUUUGAGGUGGAUUUCCUGUGUUGAGCUUUAAUUGUAGAUGACUCGGCAACCCUCAGCUCUGGGGACUUUCUAAGCAUUGUUGGCUAUGAUAGAUGGCCUUGGAUUUUGUUGCUGAGGCCGAAGUAUAACAUAGGAAGACAUCUUUUCGAAGGAAGGGGGGCUUUGGGGUUUGUUUGGGCCUUGGGUUUUAGCUGUGCCAUUCAUUGUUCCAUCAAACGCUUUCUUCCUUCAUCUUGUACAGUGACUGUAGCCAUUGAACUUGACCUGUGGUUAUAAAUUAGGUUUCUGAUCUGGUCUCCUUUUCCAGUGGGUACUGCAGGAAAUAAGCUCUGUUAAGGAUGCCCUGAGGAGAAAGUCAACCCAAUAGCACAUGAGAGGACUUCAGAGUGGCAUCUCUCAGAUUCUUCCUUUGAUAGCCAAGAGAGGAAUAUAAUGGCCAAGGUCAUCCGCUUCUUUAAUGGUAGAUCCGGGGUUGGGAAGCCCAUUUUCCUGAUUCUCAGUUUCUUCCUAACUUCACCAACCACACAGGGAAGGAAGGCUCAUCCAGGUGAUCAGUCUGGGUAGGUAAUAGGCCAGAAGGAGAACACAGACCCGCACUGGACAGUAUUCACUAAGCUGUGACAGGCAAGCCCUUAUUUUCCAAACACGUUACAAGACUAUGUGUAUGUUAGGGACAGAAGCCAAGGCUUUGUGAAUGCUAGGCAAGCUCUCUACCACUCAGCCACACUUCCAGCCUCAAUUGUGUCUUCAAAGUAAUCAGAAAACUUGUGACUAUAGCAGAAGGGUUAUCUCUAAUUUGCACCUUUAUGGAGGUGAGGGGACAGAGUCAGAUGUUCACCUUGAGGAGGACUUGAGGCCCACUCUACUAUUGCCUGUUGUCCUGAUGCUGGAUACAGAUUCUGACUCUGACUAGCCUAUGACUCUUGCUCCAUCCACUGGUGAUUUCCUUUGUCCACCAAACCCCUGGAGUUUGCAGAACAGGGUGAUAAUGGGGAACUUGGGGAAAAUAGCACCUGUCUGACCAUCCUGUUUGUUUCCUUUGGACAAGGCAGGGGGGUGAAGAAGGGAACGUUCCAGAGUCUACGGUAUGGCUCCAGGGUCUUCUCUGGCACUUGUGUUGUUCCAAUGGCCACCCUGGUCAGUGUCUGGCAGGUGGAUCAUGUUCUGAGUUUAGCUGGGGCUUCCAGAACUUCUCCGCAGAGCUGUUACACCCUCUUGUACUUCUCUAAGGGUGAGAGGCUCGUGGUCUCCUCGGAGUUUGGCAAUCUGAAUGACUGCAUCAGUAAAGGGGAGGUAGCCAACCCAACUGGCCUUUUCUUCCCUGCAUCAGGGUCCUUAUUUGCUGGAGCCCUUGAGGGCCAAAGAAGCCUCUGGCUCUCUUCCAGGCUACUGACAUGUUGCACUACUGAAUCCUCUCAACUCUGCUGCAGCCCUUUGUUUACACCAGCAGAGAACAGAGUGAUGACAAGAACAUUCUAGCUGAAAUGCUUGAUGCUCAGUGCAAAGCUCGCCUGGGUCAGUGGAGCAGGGAAGUCAUCCUGGCCAUGGAGUCACCGUAUCACUGUUGUCUCCUGUGCCCUGUCCAGCUCUCUGCUGUCCCCUGCAGCCACCAUAAGGGCUAGGCUGUUCAACGAGCCCCAUAGCUUCUAGGAAAUGCAGUGGCUUAUUUGUAGUGCCGAGUGACAUCCCAGGCAAAGAAGCAAAAGCCUGUGACCUGCCCCGCCCCUUUAUUCUGCCCCGCCCCUUUAUUCUGCCCCGCCCCUUUAUUCUGCCCCGCCCCUUUAUUCUGCCCUGCCCCUUGUUUAGGGGAGGGGGAACUUUCUAGCAAUUACGGCUUUGUUUGCUGCCUGGUGCUUUUAUAGUAUGUCAUUUGUUUUCAUUUCCUUUUUUAAAACCAAAAUUGCAUUGGUUUGGCUGUCAUUGUCAAGUGUAUAUUUAUUGUUUUACAGAUGUGAGUAUAUAUGUAUGUAUAUGUAUAAAACCAAACUUAUGUAUAAAAAGUCAAAGCAUGUACACUAGAUAUUUUAAAGUUAUUUAUCAAAGGGAAAAGAUGUGUGUUAUAAAGUAAAACAGAGUCUAUAUUUUAUAUAUAAUGUAGAUAGCAAAAGAUAGCUUAUAAAUUAUAGAAGGUUUUACUUUUUGUUUUCUAUUAUUAAACAAAAAAAGAAUUUUAAAAGGUAUUUAAAGGAGAACAAAUGCAAUAGUGCUUAGUGCUUUUGAGGCAAACCGCUAAGGAGUGGGAGGUGGCCCGCCCUCCCUCUGCAGUUCCAGGCUGAGCCGAUGGUACCCACGGUGCCUUGUGAUGCUCUGGGCCAGGGCAGGCAUGCUCAGCCAGCUGUCUGGGCUGCUGUGGCAUUGCUUCCAGCUGUUGAGUGGCUUUGAUGGGAUGAGCAUUGGUGGGAAAAGGACGGAAGUGGCAAAUAAAGUCUUCAAAGAAGAGGUGA
Molecule: messenger RNA, 8148 nt
Organism: Peromyscus californicus insignis
Lineage: Eukaryota; Metazoa; Chordata; Mammalia; Rodentia; Cricetidae
Gene: Gfod1
Product: glucose-fructose oxidoreductase domain containing 1
Exons: 2
Coding region: 1298-2470 (390 amino acids)
Molecular function (GO): nucleotide binding
Source: RefSeq, a predicted model, not a curated record